This is a messenger RNA of Phoenix dactylifera (date palm), 805 nucleotides long. RefSeq lists its product as uncharacterized. Lineage: Eukaryota; Viridiplantae; Streptophyta; Magnoliopsida; Arecales; Arecaceae. The record is from RefSeq and is a predicted model, not a curated record. Gene Ontology annotation, molecular function: RNA binding. Gene Ontology annotation, cellular component: nucleus.
UGCGCCCGACUUCUCUCAUCCGUCCCAGAUCUGGUGCGGCCACCCGCUAUUUAUAGAACGGGAGGGAUAGGGCUGGCGUCGCUCUUCCAUUUUCUGCUUCACCUUUUAGGGCUGGGGUUAGGGUUAGGGUUAGACUUUGGGUUUCGGCGAAUCAUCCCAUGGAGGAGAUCACGGAGGGCGUGAACAAUCUCAGCGUCGCCGAUUCGAACAAGAAGAAUCGGAUCCAGGUUUCCAACACCAAGAAGCCGCUCUUCUUCUACGUCAAUCUCGCCAAGAGGUAUAUGCAACAGCAUAAUGAAGUCGAACUUUCGGCUCUUGGAAUGGCCAUCGCAACUGUCGUGACCAUAGCGGAGAUUCUUAAGAACAAUGGUCUCGCUGUUGAGAAGAAGAUUAUGACAUCCACUGUUGAUGUGAAGGAUGAAUCAAGGGGAAGACCCAUUCAAAAAGCAAAGAUUGAGAUAUUGCUGGGGAAGACAGAGAACUUUGAUGAGUUGAUGGCUGCUGCAGCUGAGGAGAGGGAGGCGGCCGAUGGUGAGGAGCAGAGCUGAAGGAAGGAGCGGACAGUCUUUUUCGUUUUCUGUUUGGCGUGCCGGUUUUGUUUGUUUACCUGGGCAUUAGAUGGUCCAUGAUUAUGCGUUAAAAGCACUGCUUGUUGGUGUGCUUUCCUCUUCAGCUGUGUCGUCUUUAUCGUUGUAGCUGCCCUGUAGUAAAGAGUGUCAUUUUUAGAAAUUGAAUUUAAAGGUCGUUUAUUCUUCCAGUAUGUUAGAUUUACUUUUGGCGGGGAAAUGCACGAGAAUUUUGUUCA